CAGACUCCAAUAGAUCAGAACAGUGACAAAACUAUUCUUGAUGCUGGUUUUGAGCCAGGGAAGAAAAAUUUUCUGCUUUUGACAGACAAAGAUGGUGAACAGCCUCAUACAAUGCCAGAGGAGUCAGGUACGACAGAUGAUGGUGCCCAGGAGAGAUUUAUAGGCCCUCUGCCAAGGGAAGGCUCUGUGGGAUGUACCAGUGACUACGUCAGCCAGAGUUACUCCUGUUCUUCAGCCCUGUGCAAGUCAGAGACAGGCUAUGUGGGGCUAGUAAAUCAAGCAAUGACUUGCUACUUGAACAGCCUUCUGCAGACACUUUUCAUGACUCCUGAAUUUAGAAAUGCACUGUAUAAGUGGGAGUUUGAAGAGUCUGAAGAAGACCCUGAGAGGAGUAUCCCCUACCAGCUUCAAAGGUUGUUUGUUUUGCUGCAGACCAGCAAGAAAAGGGCAAUUGAAACAACAGAUGUUACCCGGAGUUUUGGAUGGGAUAGCAGUGAAGCAUGGCAGCAACAUGAUGUGCAGGAGCUCUGUAGGGUCAUGUUUGAUGCUUUGGAGCAGAAGUGGAAGCAAACGGAGCAGGCUGAUCUUAUAAACCAACUGUACCAAGGCAAACUGAAGGACUAUGUGAGGUGCCUGGAGUGUGGCUAUGAAGGCUGGAGGAUCGACACGUACCUGGAUAUCCCUCUGGUCAUCCGGCCCUAUGGCUCCAGCCAGGCCUUUGCGAGCGUGGAGGAAGCUCUGCAUGCCUUCAUUCAGCCCGAGACCCUCGAUGGCCCAAAUCAGUAUUUUUGUGAGCGCUGUAAGAAGAAAUGUGAUGCAAGGAAGGGCCUGAGGUUCCUGCACUUUCCAUAUCUGCUGACGCUGCAGCUGAAGAGAUUCGACUUCGAUUACACCACAAUGCACAGGAUCAAACUCAACGACCGCAUGACCUUCCCAGAGGAGCUGGACAUGAGUGUCUUCAUCGAUGUCGAAGACGAGAAGUCUCCUCAGACUGAGAGUUGCACUGACAGUGGAGCUGAAAACGAAGGCAGUUGUCACAGUGAUCAGAUGAGCAAUGAUUUUUCUAAUGAUGAUGGAGUUGAUGAAGGAAUCUGCCUUGAAAGCAAUAGUGCAGCAGAAAGGAUUUCCAAAGCUGGCAGUGAAAAGAGUUCUUUACUGUAUGAGCUCUUCUCUGUCAUGGUUCAUUCUGGAAGUGCUGCUGGUGGCCAUUAUUAUGCCUGUAUCAAAUCCUUCAGUGAUGACCAGUGGUACAGCUUUAAUGAUCAGCAUGUUAGCAAGAUAACUCAGGAAGAUAUUAAGAAGACAUAUGGAGGAUCCUCUGGAAGCAGAGGCUAUUAUUCCAGUGCUUUUGCCAGCUCCACAAAUGCAUACAUGCUGAUCUAUAGGCUGAAGGAUCCAACAAGAAAUGCAAAGUUUCUUGAGGCCCAUGAGUAUCCAGAGCACAUCAAACAAUUGGUACAGAAAGAGAGAGAACUGGAGGAGCAGGAGAAGAGGCAGCGCGAGAUUGAGCGCGUGCAAGGUUUUCCUGCUGAGCUCAGAGCAGCACGUGGCCAGGAGGAAAUGAUUAAGUUGUUCUGCAUGCAUCCCACCAAACAAAUAAUGAUGGAGAACAAACUGGAGGUUCACAAGGACAGGACACUGAAGGAAGCUGUGGAAAUAGCUUAUAAGCUCAUGGAUUUGGAGGAGGCUGUGCCUUUGGAUUGCUGUCGACUCGUCAAAUACGAUGAGUUUCACGACUACUUGGAGCGAUCGUACGAGGGAGAUGAGGAUGCAACAAUGGGAUAUUUACUUGGAGGUGUCAAAUCAACAUACAUGUUUGACCUGCUGCUGGAAACAAGAAAACCUGACCAAAUCUUCCAGUGCUAUAAACCUGGUGAGGUCAUGGUAAAGGUUCACGUAGUCGACCUAAAGGCUGAAUCUGUUGCUCCUCCAAUAAAUGUCCGAGCUUAUUUGAGUCAAACAGUUUCAGAAUUUAAACAACUAAUUUCUAAGGCCACACUCCUCCCUGUGGAGACCAUGCGGGUGGUGCUGGAGCGUUGCUACAAUGACCUGCGGCUCCUCAACGUCUCCAGCAAAACACUGAAGGCUGAAGGCUUCUUUAGGAGCAACAAGGUGUUUGUUGAGAGCUCGGAGUCCGUGGACCGUCAGGUGACAUACACAGAUUCCCAGCUCUGGAAGCUCCUGGAUCGCCAUGCCAACACCAUCAGGCUCUAUGUUUCCUUGCCAGAACAGGCUCCUGCCUCUCAGUUCAGACGAGCAGCUUACCAGAAGUCUAGUGCGGGGGCAGGCAACCUGGAUGAGGCCUGUGAGAGGGUAAAAGGACCUGUAGGUAAUAUGAAGUCUGUAGAGGCAAUUCUGGAAGAAAGCACCGAGAAGCUGAAAAGCUUGUCCCUGCAGCAGCAGCAGGAGGGAGAUAACGGAGACAGCAGCAAAAGCACAGAGGCCAGUGAUUUUGAGAACAUCGAGUCACCCUUAAAUGAAAUAGACUCUUCAGCAUCAGCAGAGAACAGAGAACUUGAGAACCAGAUCCAGGUUUCUGACCCCGAGAACCUGCAGUCGGAGGAGCGAUCGGAUUCCGACGUCAACAACGACCGGAGCACGAGCUCGGUGGACAGCGACAUCCUGAGCUCCAGUCACAGCAGUGACACCCUGUGCAACGUGGACAGUGCCCCCCUGCCCCUGGCCAACGGGCUGGACUCGCACAGCAUCACGAGCAGCAGGAGGUCCAAGGCCCACCAGGGCAGGAAGGAGACGUGGGACACGGCGGAGGAGGACUCGGGCACCGACAGCGAGUACGACGAGAGCGGCAGGAGCAGGGCCGAGGCACAGGACAUGUACUUCAGGUCGGAGCCCUACGCCGCAGAGCAGGGCUCGGCAGAGGGGCACAAAUGGCUGAUGGUGCAUGUUGAUAAAAGAAUUACACUCUCUGCCUUCAAGCAACAUUUGGAGCCUUUUGUUGGAGUUCCAUCUUCUCACUUCAAAGUCUUCAGAGUCUAUGCCAGCAAUCAGGAGUUUGAGAGUGUUCGGCUGAACGAGACACUGUCGUCGUUUUCUGAUGACAAUAAGAUAACUAUUAGGCUUGGCCGGGCCCUGAAGAAGGGUGAAUACAGAGUCAAAGUCUAUCAGCUCUUGGUAAAUGAGCCCGAGCCGUGCAAGUUCCUGCUGGAUGCAGUUUUUGCAAAAGGAAUGACUGUCCGGCAGUCCAAGGAGGAGCUGCUUCCUCAGCUUCGAGAACAAUGUGGCCUAGACUUGACAAUUGACAGGUUUCGCCUACGAAAGAAAACCUGGAAGAAUCCAGGCACUGUGUUCCUGGACUAUCAUAUCUAUGAAGAGGAUAUCAAUAUUUCAAGCAACUGGGAGGUCUUCUUAGAAGUACUUGAUGGAGCAGAAAAGAUGAAGUCCAUGUCACAACUUGCUGUUCUGUCGAGACGGUGGAGGCCAUCAGAAAUGAAACUAGAUUCUUUCCAGGAAGUAGUGCUAGAGAGCAGCAGUGUUGAAGAAUUAAAGGAGAAGCUGAGUGAAAUAAGUGGAAUACCCUUAGAAAACAUAGAAUUUGCAAAGGGCAGAGGAACCUUUCCUUGUGACAUUUCUAUACUAGAGAUUCACCAGGACUUGGACUGGAAUCCUAAAGUGUCUACACUGAAUGUCUGGCCCCUGUACAUUUGUGAUGAUGGUGCAGUAAUAUUUUAUAGGGAUAAAACUGAAGAGUUAAUGGAAUUAACAGAUGAGCAAAGAAAUGAACUGAUGAAAAAAGAAAGCAGCAGACUCCAGAAAACUGGACACCGGGUAACCUACUCUCCACGUAAAGAAAAAGCACUAAAAAUUUAUCUGGAUGGAGCACCAAAUAAAGAUUUGACUCAAGACUGAUACUUGCUAUAGCAUUUUCCCUGGGGAAUUUUUUUUGUUUCAAAUCAAGAGGUUCACUACUACUGUGUAGUGCCGUUGGGCAGGACAUUGAUUAGGUGUGUGGCGCUCGGGCUGCCACGGCCACGGGGCCACUGCUUGACUUGGAAUCAUGUUGUGCACUAUAGUCCAAUGUACUGUAAAGCUAAAAGGGAUGUGCAAAUAAAAGAU
This is a messenger RNA of Acanthisitta chloris (rifleman), 4074 nucleotides long. It is a transcript of the gene USP47, whose product is annotated as ubiquitin specific peptidase 47. Gene Ontology annotation, molecular function: cysteine-type endopeptidase activity; cysteine-type deubiquitinase activity. Gene Ontology annotation, cellular component: nucleus; cytosol. Gene Ontology annotation, biological process: protein deubiquitination. The record is from RefSeq and is a predicted model, not a curated record. The annotation marks the transcript as partial. Lineage: Eukaryota; Metazoa; Chordata; Aves; Passeriformes; Acanthisittidae. The transcript is spliced from 26 exons.